Micropterus salmoides (largemouth bass) is the source of this 836-nucleotide messenger RNA. RefSeq lists its product as uncharacterized. The record is from RefSeq and is a predicted model, not a curated record. The coding region runs from base 123 to 836 and encodes 237 amino acids. The transcript is spliced from 5 exons. NCBI's taxonomy places the organism in Eukaryota, Metazoa, Chordata, Actinopteri, Centrarchiformes, Centrarchidae.
AUACCAUUAAAGUCACCAAGACUGUCACCUGCUUGUCGGGUCAGCCUCCAAGUGUAUAUAAAGAUGCUGCAGGUGGAUGUGAGUCGCAGAGAACCUUGAGAAACAGGUGAGUUUGGAGCAUCAUGGCUUCCACACUGGUGCUUCUGCUUCAGCUGCUCCUGGUCUCACUCUCAUCCGCAUCAUCUUACUUUGGGGGAACCGUGACCUACACCUACAAAGGAAGAAACCCCGAUGGAACAUUUAGAGUUGACCUUCGCAACAGGGCAACCUUUGAUGACUGUCAGAACUCUCUCGACUGGUUUUGUUACACCGGCAACUGUGGCUAUAAUACCAAAAGUGAGAGAGGCGUAGUUGACUGGAGCAACAAUGCACCACAAUAUAACAACCAAUGGUGUGAAACUGAAACAGUCAGUACAAGAAGUAUCCCAAGUGACAACCCUUUUCAAAUGAACGCUGCAAGCUGUUGUUGGAUCCCAACGCGAAACUGGGUUCAUAAUUUGAGACUUAUGACUUAUGUGGAUUUGGGAACAAGAUCUGACACUGGAAAACCAAACCAAUCACCAGAAGUUGCCAUUCUCCCUUUGCUACGAGUUCCUCAGAACUGCCCACGGACAUACAAGCUGAUGUCCUUUGAUCCUGAUGGUGACAAAGUUCGAUGCAGAUAUGGAAAUAUCAUAGGUACUGAGUGCAGCUCGUGCAACCAACCUUCAGGCUUUGACUUGGAUCAGGGCUCUUGCACAUUACACUACCGAGACUCUUAUGUCAACACCGGAGUGUAUGGAUUUGAGUUGGUGGUGGAGGACUUCCCACAAGGGCAUCUCUCUGGCCUACACUGA